Messenger RNA from Linum trigynum, 4173 nucleotides. NCBI's taxonomy places the organism in Eukaryota, Viridiplantae, Streptophyta, Magnoliopsida, Malpighiales, Linaceae. The record is from the annotation of a GenBank genome assembly.
CUCUGCCACUUUCUCGCGAUAAAGAGGACGAGAAGGAAAGAUCCGCCAUGGAUGGAAUUGUGGGGAAGGUGGGAGGGAGGUUCAGAAUCUCGCUAACGGAUUCGACAAUGAUGAAGAUCCUCCAUUCCGCCAUGGACAAGUCUCACGAGCGAGUCAAGUCCGAACAAGGCGUCAUCCUCCGGCUGACGGAGAUAUCCAAAUUCUACGAGCUGGCGGUAAUGCUGCUAGACGGCUGCCUGCGCUUCGUCGGGGACGAAGCGGUGGCCAGCAGCAGCAGCAACAACGCCGCCGCGGAGGAGAGCGGCGACGAGGAUGUGGUCGGAGACCUAGCCGAGAUCAGGGACCGGCUGCGAGGCCGGCUGAGGGAGACGGAGCUCGCGAUAGCGGAGAAGGACAGGGAGUUCAGGUGCAGGUUCGGCGACGAAUCGCCAGAGUUGAAGCGGCUCGAUUCUCUGGGCGUGGAUUUCAGGCUGGAGAAGCUGAAGAGUAGUAGUGAGGGGAAUUCGGAGGAAGAGUUCUCGGAGCUUCAGCAUUCGGUGGAUCAGCAGGUGAUGAACAUCAAGCAGAAGCUCGGCCCUGAGUACAAGAUGGUGGAGAAGAGGAGGAACAAGAGCGUCGAUUGCUUGAGGAUCGAUCAGAUGGGAUCCGAGAUCGACAUCUUGAAAUCGACGAUGAUCUCGCGUUUGGGAGGAUGCACAGUGUUAUGUCGUUGUCGGAAUCGGAGAAGCAAGCGGAGCAGCGAAAUCGACAGGAGAGGAAAGCGGGGUUCGAUUGCGUUGAAUGUGGGUUUGAUGGAUGUGAUGAAUGAGUUGAGAUGCUUGCAGGAUGAAUCUAUUAGUACCAGAGGAAAGUUGAGGGAAGUGCUUGGGAAACUUGAGAAUCUAAUUCAAUGGUAUGGGGGCCAUGGAAACCAGGAGGCUUCUUUAGUGAAAAGUUUGGAUGAGUAUGAUCAGGAAAGGAAGCCAGCAUCGAUGGUUGAUUGUUUGGAUGGCGCAUUUAACGAAGUUAAUGAUACUGAUGCAUCAAGAGAAGUACUAGUUAAUGAGAUUGAGAUGCUGCAAAUGGGGAUGGAAGACUCAUGUUUGCAGAGUUCGAUGACGGAGAAGAUUUAUCUUGCUGUAAUUGAAGGAAUGUUGUAUGAUUUCCGCAGCAGGUUAUAUGAUAGUGACAUUGAGAGCAGAAUUAAGGAAGAAAUUGUCAAAGAUGUUGUUGAAAGAACAGUGUAUCAGUGGAACCAGAAACUGGGAAAUGAUAGAAUUGAAGGUGAGAUCAGGGAAGAAGUGUACCAGAUUGUUCUUAGUGAAGUGAUGAAGGAAAUAGGGUCUCGGCUUCAGUUCACACUGAUGGAAUCUCAGGAUGUCGUUUAUGAAUGCAAAUUGGAAGGUGAACUGAGGGAAGAAAUGAAUGAAGUCCUCUUCAGGGGAACCUGUAGAGACUGGAACGAUGUUGUAGAAAGACACGAAGCUGAAGAAGGCCUUGGCCAAGAGGUUUCUCUGACUGUAUUUGGAGAGAGUCUGAGAGACAUUACUGAAACCGGAAAUCAUAUGGCAAGGAACUUGAAAUGGGCUGAAUAUUUAUAUUCAUCUGAGUGUAUAGAGAAUGCAGUGAUGGAGGACAUUUGUAUGGUUUUCCUGAGAGAAACCUGCAAGAGUUGGCAGGAUGAGAUAGAUGUUCAUCGUUAUGAGGAUUUCCUAAAGGAAGAGAUCUUCCGAUUGCUUGUUACAGAGGUCAUUAGUGAAGCUUAUGAAAUUGGCAAAGAAGGAGGGUGCGUUUCUGCUGAUGGACUCAAUGCAAGUGCAGAAUUCAAUGUGAUUCAGAAACCAAGUUCACUGGAUCUAAUACCGGUUGGCCAUUCCAAGAUGAAGUUGCAGAAAGACCACCUGUGCAUUGGAGGCCUGCAAGAAGGAGAAGCAAACAAACAAGUGAUAUCUGGAAAGUUGCUCACCGAGAUGAAAAGCAAUUGCAGUUCAGUGAGUAGUUCAGUUACGCGAGCCAUAGAACAUUUAGCAGUGACAGUGGAACUUCUGCAACCAGAGAAAAGUGAGGAGGUGAAAUUAACACUGUCUGCUGCUGCAAUUGAACAACUCAUCAGUGUUUCAGAAGUAUUUACUACCUUCAACUGUGCAGUCGAGGCAAGAUUAGGACUCAACAUAUCGAGGUUGCAAGAGGCAACACAGCGCUUAAGUCCACUGGUGGAAGUUGUCGCCUCAAUGAGGAGUAAGGAAAGUCGAUACGCAGAAGCAUUCAUCAGGCAAAGCGAGAAUCUCAGAAGGGCUGAAAUCGAGGUUGAUCUACUGGGAGAUCAGGUGGAUGCACUCUUGGGACUUCUUGAGAAGAUAUAUCACAUUCUGCACCAAUAUCCACCUAUCCUGCAACAAAAUUCUGAGGUCUCAGACAUUCUGAUGAUGAUUAAGAGGCAGUUACAUAACUAGAAGGGCUCUUGCUUAUAGCAACAGUUUCAUGGCUUCUUGAGACAUUUAAUCAGAAAGGGCAACCAACAUAAAUUUUUGCAAGCUGUUAGUGAACGCUCCAAUCAAUUCGAGCCCGACUGAUUCUCGAUCCAACGAUGUUCUCAUGAUCAUUUGUAAUCAACUUACUGUUAAUGUGUGGUAUAAGAUCCAUUAUAGAACCUCUCCCAACAACUCGAGUUAUUGGGACCAUUUGAUUCUUAACAUGGUAUCCGAGCUGAUUUGUCCUUGAGAUCACGUGUUCGAAUCCUCACGACCACCAAUAUUAACUGUUGUCUUUCAAGCACAUGGUAUGUCGGGCCUAUGCAAACUUCAAGCCAAUGAGUCGACUUUCAUUUGAGGGGGCGUGUAAGGAAGUUAUUAAGUACCAUACAUGGGUUUGUAUCAGAUCCAGCAUAACCUUCUCACAACAACUCGAGUUAUUGGUAUCAACUGGAUUUUGACAUAGUAUCACUAUCAGAGCCUUCUGUGACCGAGAGGUCUUGUGUUCGAUUCCCGGUGAUCCCCAUUUGUUAAGCACCUAGUAUUCUUGUCUUCAGACCUGUGCAAACUUCAAGCCCUUGUGAGUGGCUUUUGUUUGAGUGGGCGUGUAAGGAAGUGAUUAAGUACCAUACAUGGGCCUGUAUUAGAUCCAGCAUAACCUUCUCCCAACAACUCGAGUUAUUGGGAUCAACUAGUUUUUGACAUGGUAUCAGAGCCUUCUGUGACCGAGGUCUUGUGUUCGAUUCCUGGUGACCCCCAUUUAUUAAGCACAUGAUAUUCUUGUCUUCAGACCUGUGCAAACUUCAAGCCCUUGCGAGUGGCUUUCGUUUGAGUGGGCGUGUUAGUGUUGUGGUAUAUGAUCCACGAUUGAACCUCUCCCAACAACUCGAGUUAUUGGUAUCAACUGGUUCUUGACAUGGUAUCAGAGCCUUCUGUGAGCAAGAGGUCUUGUGUUUGAAUCCCAAUGAUCCCCCAUUUGUGAAGCAUAUGGUAUUCUUGUAUUCAGACCUGUGCAAACUUCAAACCCUUGUGAGUGACCUUCGUUUGAGGGGGCAUGUUAAUGUGUGGUAUAAGAUCCAUUAUGGAACCUCUCCCAACAACUCGAGUUAUUGGGAUCAACUGGUUCUUGACACUUACCGCUCCUAUUUUCUUUCUCUUCUCAUAUCAGUGUGGGGCACUAAAGAUUCAUUUCAUAUCAUGCAUACAAAUCUAAUUAACAAAAUCUCAUCAUGAUAUCUAUGAAACAAAUGAUGGUGUUUUCCAAAUCACAAUCAAUCCAAAAUCCUCAUAUAUCUAUAGGUUUACCUAAAUCUUCAUUUCUAAAAUUCACAAAACAAACGACUCGGAAGAAAUACGAAAACUAGACAAUAACAUAUGUAUGAAACUUGCUCGAUUUUAUUAUCAUUGUAGAUUAUGUGAGAUACAUAUGGAGUGAUUCUUUCAACCAUAAAUUGAUCAUCCAUUCCAACUCAAUGAAUGAUUGCAAAUAGAAACAUGAUUAUUUAUACAUAUCAUGAAACACAUGGACCAGUUUCCAUACUAUCUAGAACACAAUCAGUGAGGUUGAUAUGAAAAUUUAACUACAUUUUCUUAGUUUAUAGGAGAUGAGGAGGUGAUAGGUCUUCAUUCUGUCACUGUCUUUUAACUUUAAGUAGUUUCUUAGUAGGCAUUCCAAAAAAAAAAAAAUUACAUAGCCCCUUUGCAAUAGAUCCAUAAAGUUAGA